AUGGGCCCGGAGGUGCCACGUGAAGUGGCGUCGUCGUCGCAUGGACGAGGGUGUCUGGAGCGCGUGGCGGGAGGGGAGGGGGCAGCCAUCUCGGACGGGGCUCUCCAAAGACGAGCAGCGCGAGUGAUUUCAGACGGAAGUGCGUGCAGGCUGCGGAGCUUCAUUAAGAAGAAUCGUUCUGGGCUUACCAAAGUGGAUGAAUUAAAUGCUACCCCCCUGCAUCAUGCUGCAGAAGGAGGUCAAAUAGAAUUAAUGCAGAUGAUCAUGGAUGAUUCUUCCUGUGAAGUAUUAAAUGUGAUGGAUUCUUCUGGGAAUACACCACUGCACUGGGCCACGAAGAAGAACCAGGUGGAAAGCGUUAGUUUACUCCUCAGUAGAGGAGCCAAUCCGAAUAUUCUCAACUCCAACAUGAUGGCACCCUUGCAUAUGGCUGUGCAGUCCCUGCAUAAUGAAAUUGUUAAGAUUUUAGUCCAGCAUAGCAGUACAGAUGUUAAUCUGGAAGGUGAAGCAGGCAACACACCUAUAAUUGUAGCGUGUUACAAGGAUAACCCUGAAGCACUGACACUCCUGAUUGAAAAUGGAGGGAAAAUAUGUAAAGCAAACAAAACGGGAUGUAUGCCUAUCCAUGCAGCUGCAUUUUCAGGUGCAAAAACAUGUAUGGAAAUUCUCUUAAAAAAAGGUAAAUAA
Molecule: messenger RNA, 687 nt
Organism: Tinamus guttatus (white-throated tinamou)
Lineage: Eukaryota; Metazoa; Chordata; Aves; Tinamiformes; Tinamidae
Source: RefSeq, a predicted model, not a curated record